AUGCUCGCCAGUCGCAUAAUACCGCAGAAAGCUGCUGUGCGGUCGACGGCGUGGAAACGCCCACUUCCCGUGCGUAUCGCUUCCUCCACGCUGCCACGAUGGAGCCGAUGCUUCGCUUCCGCCUCUGAGGACAAGGACCUUGUCAUCAUCGGAGGUGGUGUUGCCGGCUACGUCGCUGCCAUCAAGGCUGGGCAAGAGGGCAUGAAGGUCACCUGCAUUGAAAAGCGCGGCACCCUCGGUGGCACUUGCCUCAAUGUCGGCUGCAUCCCUUCAAAAUCUCUCCUCAACAACUCGCACCUCUACCACCAAAUUCUUCACGACACGGCCAACCGCGGCAUCGAGGUUGGAGACGUCAAGCUGAAUCUCGCCAACUUCAUGAAGGCAAAGGACACCGCCGUCAGCGGUCUGACCAAGGGCGUGGAAUUUCUGCUCAAAAAAAAUGGCGUCGAAUACAUCAAAGGCGAGGGCACCUUUGUCAGCGAGAAUGACAUCAAGGUCGCCCUCAACGACGGUGGCGAGACGACGGUUCGUGGGAAGAACAUUCUCAUCGCCACUGGUUCCGAGGCCACCCCCUUCCCUGGCCUCGAGAUUGACGAGAAGCGCGUCAUCACGAGCACCGGCGCCAUCGCCCUCGAAAAGAUUCCCGAGACGAUGAUCGUCAUCGGCGGUGGCAUUAUCGGUCUGGAGAUGGCCUCGGUGUGGUCUCGCUUGGGAACAAAGGUCACCGUUGUCGAGUUUCUUGGUCAGAUUGGCGGUCCCGGCAUGGACACGGAAAUUGCCAAAGCCACGCAGAAGCUGCUGAAGAAGCAGGGCAUGGAGUUUAAGCUCAACACCAAGGUUCUCGGCGGCGAUACGACCGCCAGCAUGAUCAAGCUGGACGUGGAUGCUGCCAAGGGUGGAAAGCCCGAAAGUCUCGAUGCCGACGUCGUCCUCGUCGCCAUUGGCCGUCGACCGUAUACCAAGGGUCUUGGCCUCGAGAAUAUCGGCAUGGAGCUAGAUGAGCGUGGCCGCGUCAUCGUCGACUCGGAGUACCGAACCAAGAUCCCGCAUAUCCGCUGCGUAGGCGAUGUCACCUUUGGCCCUAUGCUUGCUCAUAAGGCCGAGGAGGAGGCCGUCGCCGUCGUCGAAUACAUCAAGAAGGGCUUCGGUCACGUCAACUACGCCUGCAUCCCAUCUGUCAUGUACACGUACCCCGAGGUGGCGUGGGUGGGACAGAGCGAGCAGGAUCUCAAGAGCCAGAAGAUUCCGUACCGGGUCGGAACCUUCCCCUUCAGCGCCAACUCUCGUGCCAAGACCAACAUGGACUCGGAUGGCCUCGUCAAGAUGCUCGCCGAUCCCGAGACGGACCGCCUGCUGGGCGUCCACAUCAUCGGCCCCAACGCGGGCGAGAUGAUCGCCGAGGGUACGCUCGCGCUCGAGUAUGGCGCCUCGACCGAGGACAUUGCUCGGACAUGCCACGCUCACCCGACCCUCGCCGAGGCGUUCAAGGAGGCGGCGAUGGCCACCAGCUCCAAGGCCAUCCACUUCUGA
Drechmeria coniospora is the source of this 1530-nucleotide messenger RNA. Its product is annotated as dihydrolipoyl dehydrogenase precursor. The record is from RefSeq and is a predicted model, not a curated record. The coding region runs from base 1 to 1530 and encodes 509 amino acids. Gene Ontology annotation, molecular function: flavin adenine dinucleotide binding; dihydrolipoyl dehydrogenase (NADH) activity. The transcript is spliced from 5 exons. Gene Ontology annotation, cellular component: oxoglutarate dehydrogenase complex; mitochondrion. Lineage: Eukaryota; Fungi; Ascomycota; Sordariomycetes; Hypocreales; Ophiocordycipitaceae.